This is a messenger RNA of Betta splendens (Siamese fighting fish), 1775 nucleotides long. Its product is annotated as CD81 antigen-like. Gene Ontology annotation, cellular component: membrane. NCBI's taxonomy places the organism in Eukaryota, Metazoa, Chordata, Actinopteri, Anabantiformes, Osphronemidae. The transcript has 8 exons. The record is from RefSeq and is a predicted model, not a curated record. The coding region runs from base 535 to 1251 and encodes 238 amino acids.
GCCACUGCUCCGACGGUGGAGAUGUUUUUUUUGGGGGGACAAUGAGAAAAAGUGAUUUUUGGCGCAACUGUUUGUUUUGCAAUUCCAAUAAAUACCGGCAGGUGGCGCCAGUGCUCGCUACACGACCGUUCCUGGCCUUUUUAGUUUGGGUUUAAUCAUUUUGGGGCACAUAGAGAUGUAGAGUGAACGAAAUAAUUGCUUUAAACUAAUUAUACAUCCCACUACGCCUUAUUUACAGCAACCAAAUGUGGAAAACAUAACAGUAUUUGCAAAUCUACAUUUUCAUGUAGAACUUUUUCGCCUUUUUUCUCGGUCCCGGCAUCUCACGUGACAUAGCGGUCUCUCCGCUCGCUCCUGCGGACGGGGCCGCGCGCUGUUCCCUCAUCCCCGUCUCGGUGGGCAGUUCUCCGUCUCGGCUUUCACUCUUCAUUAUAAAGGAGGGGUUUCCAGGGUAGAGGCGCGCCACCCGGACAGACUGCUCUCACAGAGUGUGUCAUUGGGCGAAAGGACGAGCUGAUCAAAUAAACGGGCAUCAUGGCUGUGGCGGGCUGCACCAAAUGCAUUAAAUAUAUGUUAUUCUUCUUUAAUUUUAUUUUCUGGCUGGCUGGAGGUGUGAUCUUGGGAGUGGCCCUGUGGCUCCGUCAUGACAGUCAGACCAGCGAGCUCCUCAUGCUGCAGCUGGAAGGCCAGCAGGCACCGGGCACCUUUUAUAUCAGUGUGUACAUCCUCAUAGCUGUUGGGGCUGUGAUGAUGCUGGUGGGUUUCCUCGGAUGUUACGGCGCCAUUCAGGAAUCCCAGUGUCUGCUGGGCACAUUCUUCUUCUUUCUGGUGAUCCUCUUCGCCUGUGAGGUGGCUGCUGCAAUCUGGGGCUUUAUGAACAGGGACACGAUCUCCAAGGAACUCAUUAACUUCUACGACUCUGCAUACAUCAAGGCCGUGGAUGUCUCCGGUUCUCCCAGCAAAGAUGCCGGCGUCAACGUGUUGAAGGUUUUCCACAAAACGCUCGACUGCUGUGGGAAAGAAAAUAACGCGGUUAUCUUUACACAAGUCGCGGGGACCCUGUGUCCAGGGAAGACGACAACAGACUUUUUACCAUCUGAGAACUGCCAUCGGAAACUGAGCGACCUGUUCUCGGAGAAGCUCCACCUGAUUGGCCUGGCCGCCCUGGCUGUCGCCGUCAUCAUGAUCUUUGAGAUGAUCUUCACCAUGGUGCUGUGUUGUGGGAUCCGUAACAGCCCGGGCGUGUACUAGGAGUCUCACCAGCAAGCAGCAUCAGCCCAUGUCUGCCUGAAGUGGGAUUAUUUUUAUCAUUUCUUUUCAUUUUCAGUAUAAAAAAAGAAGAUGUAUCUAUUUCCUAUAGAUUAGAAACUACUAUGAAUCGUUAAUAUUGUUAAUUUUCUCACCACUCAUAAAAUUAUUCAUUUCCGUCUGUCAUGGGUUUUUAUUUAUCACAAAACUCCUGAAUCUUUUAUAUAUAAAGUAUGUUGUGAAAUAUUGCUCUUGACAUCAUUGAGCUCAAUACUGUUUUAUGGAUGUAUAAAUUGUACAUACACUUGUCAUAUGUUAAUAAGCUUAAGGAGAGUCCACUCAUUCCCUGACUGGCUGUUUGUGAUGCAUUUCAGUAUUAUAAUGAUAUUUAAGCAGCAGGGUUUCAAUGUUCUAAGGUGAUGUUCCAGUUCAACAUCCCAUCCUUAAUAUGACAAAGAGAUGUUUGUCAAUGUUUGUACUUAUUCUGUCAUAAUGCUAAUAAAUUAUGCCAAUUGUCUUGCUUUGUA